This is a messenger RNA of Dryobates pubescens (Downy woodpecker), 2385 nucleotides long. RefSeq names its product anoctamin 9 (gene ANO9). Gene Ontology annotation, biological process: chloride transmembrane transport. The record is from RefSeq and is a predicted model, not a curated record. Lineage: Eukaryota; Metazoa; Chordata; Aves; Piciformes; Picidae. Gene Ontology annotation, cellular component: plasma membrane. The transcript has 24 exons. Gene Ontology annotation, molecular function: protein dimerization activity; chloride channel activity. The coding region runs from base 1 to 2289 and encodes 762 amino acids.
AUGCAGGAUGAAAUUCUACUGACUCCCUGGAGGGAAUUCCCUGUCGAGGACUCCGACCCCUUUGCCCCCCCGGAUGAUGAGAAGUGGGACUUCGUCCUGGUAAGUGACAUCCACGAGGUGGGCAGCCAGAAGGAGAUCAAGAGGAAGAAGUUCCUGGAUGAGCUGAGCAAGAAGGGCUUCACCAUCAAGAAGAUCGAGGACCAGAAGCUCUUCUAUGGACUGCGAGCCCCGCGGCAGCUCUUCCACAAAUACCAACAGCUGCUGAGGAACCCUGACCGCAGCUGGCACAGCCCUGAUGCCCACCAGGAGGUACCAGUGACCACCAGGAUCCGGAUCGUGAGCUUCAUCCUGCAGAACACAGUGACCCCCGACCUGGAGAAGCUGCACGACCUGAUGAAGAAGAAGGUCUUUGAGGCUUCCUUUCCCCUGCACGAGAAAGAAGAGGUAAGGGAAUUCCUGAAGGAGAAAUGGGCUCGCUGGAGAAGCCUCUUUCAGCACCAGCCCAUCGAGAAGAUCAGGUGCUACUUUGGGGAGAAGGUGGCACUGUACUUCGCCUGGCUGGGCUGGUACACGCGGCUGCUGGGCAUCGCCGCCCUGGCAGGCUUCCUGACCUUCGUCAGUGGCAUCACCAUCUUCAGCUCCAGCCAGGUGAGCAAGGAGAUCUGUGAAGCCAACACCACCGUCAUGUGCCCGCUCUGCGACCAGAACUGUCCCUUCUGGUACCUCUCUGACACCUGCACCUAUGCCAAGGUCACUCACAUGAUUGACAACGAGGCCACCGUUGUGUUUGCCAUGUUCAUGGCAAUCUGGGCCACUGUGUUCCUGGAGCUGUGGAAGAGGAACAGAGCCACUGUGGUCACCAACUGGGACCUGUACGGGUGGGAUGAGGAGCAGGAGGAGCUGGCCCUGGAGCUGAUCAACAACUUGCAGCACGAGCCCCGGCGGUACCAGCACUCCUACCUCCGCAGCACCAUCGUCCUCACCUUGGUGCUGGUGAUGAUCGUGGUGAUGAUCGGCAUCGCCCAGGCGCUGGUGGUGUACCGGGUGGUGGCCACUGCCCUCUUCAGCCAGAGCGAGUCGGAGCUGCUCCGGGAGCAGGCGAACACCGUGGCCGUGGUGACCGGGGCCGUGCUGCACUACCUCACCAUCGUCAUCAUGACCAAGGUCAACAGGCGAGUGGCUCUCUUCCUCUGCGACCUGGAGAAGCCAAGGUCCUUCUCCCAGCGGGAGAAAAAGUUCACCAUGAAGAUCUUCACCUUCCAGUUCUUCACUCACUUCUCCUCACUCAUCUACAUUGCCUUCUUCCUGGGACGGAUCAACGGCCACCCGGGCAACUACGUGCGCAUCGCUGGCAAGUGGAGGCUGGAGGAGUGCCACCCCAGCGGCUGCAUCACCGACCUCUUCAUCCAGAUGGCCACCAUCAUGCUGCUCAAGCAGACCAUCAGCAACGUCAUGGAGUACCUCAUCCCCUGCAUCGCCCACAGGCUGCGCAAGAAGCGGCAGCGCCCGCGGCAGAGGAGCUCGGUGCUGGGGGAGGAGGAGGAGGCUGAGGACCCCUGCAAGAGGCAGUGGCUGAACAACUAUCGGCUCAACGAGGUCAACGUCUUCAGCCUGUUUGAUGAGUUCCUGGAGAUGGUGAUCCAGUACAGCUUCACCACCAUCUUCGUGGCUGCUUUCCCCCUGGCCCCGCUCCUGGCCUUCCUCAACAACAUCUUUGAGAUCCACCUGGAUGCCAUCAAGAUGAUGAGGCUGUACCGGCGCCUGGUGCCCCGCAAGGCCAACGACAUCGGGGUCUGGCUGCAGGUGCUGGAGGCCAUCGGCAUCCUGGCCGUCAUCGGCAACGGGCUGGUGAUCGCCAUCACCUCCGACUUCAUCCCCCUGCAGGUCUACAAAUACACCUACAGCCCCUGCAUGGCAGAGAACAGCUCUGGUGUGGACUGCUCCACUGGGUACAUCAACUACAGCCUCUCCGUGUUCCGCACCCAGGACUUCGAGCCCCAGACGAGGGCCGAGGCACUGCCCGGCUUCAACGGCAGCCAGAGCAGGGAGUGCAGGUACCGAGAUUACCGCAACGCCGACGACUACAGCUACACCGUGCAGUUCUGGCACAUCUUCGCUGCCCGCCUCGCCUUCCUCAUCCUCUUCGAGCAUGUGGCCCUCUGCGUCAAGCUGAUCGCUGCCUGGUACAUCCCUGACGUCCCCCAGUCGGUCAAGAACCAGUUCCUGGUCAGCAAACACAGCAACCUGCGGAAAGAACUGAGCAUGAUGGAGUACUCCACUGAGGUGUAGCCGCUGCUCUGCACGGAGAACCACGGAUCUGAGCCCCUGUCCCCAGCCUGGCAGUGCCAUGGACAUGAGAGGAACCACCCUGGCAGUGCCCACGGA